CGGAUACGCAACAACAUGCCUUGAUGCCGUUUUUUUUCUGUAAACUGUGACAAACAAGUUGUGCUGGGAUCUGCUGAGAGGCAGGCAAACAGACAUAACGACGGGGCCGGAGUGCAACAGAAGAGAUUCCCUGGAAAAUAUUUUUAUGUAGAACAUCAGCUCAAGUAUUUGCCCAGUGAACAGCACAAGUCAUGUACCAAGUUGUACCAGGAGGAGCUGGAGGCACAAUUACAGAUGUUAUCCCCAAGCAGAAACACACCAAGGACACUCGACCCUUAGUCGGAGCUGGAGUAAUCGGCCUUGUGCUGGUGAUUGCAGCAGUGACUGCAUGGUGUUAUUACAUAGCCUCUCUACGCAAAGCUGAGCUGCUUAAGACUCAGCUGUUGGAUCUGAAUAAAGAUGGCUACAUUAUCCGCAACAAAGGAGGGUCUAUUGUUUUCAGAAUGGAUUUCAGGUCAGGGACAUUGGAUUUGGAUUCUUGCUCUAAAGAAGGGGAGAUUUUGAGCUGUGGACGCACCACUGACAGAAAACUGAAUUUCUUUAUUGAGACGGUGAGACCCAAAGACACAGUACAAUGCUAUCGUGUGCGUUGGGAGGAACUGGUUCCUGACAUUCCUGUUGAGCAUGCCAUGACAUACAAGUUUGCACACUGGUAUGGUGGUGCAGUGUCAGCAAUUCAGCACUGGCCUAUUUCCAUCUCUGGCCAACAGGCUCCCAAACCUUUUGUUACUAGUGAUAUCUACUCAAACCGCAAUGAAUUUGGUGGAAUUUUGGAGAGUUAUUGGCUUUCAUCCAAUGCUACCGCCAUCAAGAUCAAUAAUUCUGUGCCCUUCCACCUGGGCUGGAAUGACACAGAGAGGACUAUGUACUUCCAGGCGCGAUACAAUGACAGUCCCUUCAAGCCAGACCCAGGGGAGGCUCCGUGUGCUGAACUUAGCUACAGAGUAUGUGUGGGCUUGGAUGUGACAUCCAUACACAAGUACAUGGUCCGCAGAUACUUCAACAAACCAAACAAAGUGCCCGCCAAAGCCAUGUUUCGCCAUCCUAUUUGGUCCACUUGGGCGCUACAUAAGACUGAUAUUGAUCAAGAGAAACUUUUGACGUAUGCUGCCAACAUACGAAAGUAUAAUUUUAACUGCAGCCACCUGGAACUAGAUGACCGCUACACCAGUCGCUAUGGGGAAUUUGAGUUUGACAUAACAAAGUUCCCCAAUGCCUCAGCCAUGUUCCAAAAGCUGAAAUCAGAUGGAUUUCUCAUGUCACUUUGGAUUCACCCUUUUGUUAACUAUGACUCAGAAAACUUCCAUACCUGUGUAAAGAGGGGGCUGUUUGUCCGGGAGCCUACAGGCCGGCUGCCAGCCUUGGUGCGAUGGUGGAAUGGCAUUGGCGGCAUUUUGGACUUCACAAAUCCAGAAGCUCGUGAUUGGUUUUCCUCCCAGCUACGUUCCCUGCGCUCAAAGUAUGGGGUGUCAUCUUUUAAAUUUGACGCAGGUGAGACCAACUACUUACCAUGGAAAUUUAGUACCAGAUAUCCCAUUCGGGACCCAAGUUUUUUCACAAGACGUUACACAGAGAUGGCCAUCCCCUACAAUGAUAGAGCUGAGCUGCGUAGUGGCUACCAAUCUCAGAACAUCUCCUGCUUCUUCAGACCUAUUGACAGGGACUCUGUGUGGGGGUAUGAGUUGGGGCUCAAAUCUCUUAUUCCCACAGUGCUCACCAUCAGCAUUCUCGGCUAUCAGUUUAUUCUGCCUGACAUGAUCGGAGGGAAUGCCUAUCUGAACCGCACAGAUGGAGAUCGUGCAUUGCCUGAUCGAGAACUCUAUAUCCGCUGGCUGGAGCUGUCAGCUUUCAUGCCCUCUAUGCAGUUUUCUAUUCCACCAUGGGAAUAUGACAACGAGGUGGUUGAAAUUGCACGGAAAUACACAGCUCUCCAUCAGAGCAUUGUAGCGCCACGGGUCCUGGAGCUGGCUGGUGAGGUGCUGGACACUGGUGACCCAAUCAUACGGCCCCUGUGGUGGAUUGCCACAGGUGAUGAGACAGCCUAUAAAAUAGACUCCCAGUUCCUGAUUGGGGAUGACCUCAUGGUAGCACCUGUUUUAGAGCCUGGAAAGCAAGAGCGUGAUAUCUACCUUCCAGCUGGCCAUUGGAGAAGCUACAAGGGGGAGAGAUUUGAUAUCAAGGAGCCACUGCACCUCACAGACUAUCCUGUAGACCUGGAUGAAAUUGCUUACUUUGUUUGGGUGUAGCAAGAAGAGAUUGUAAAGCUGAACAGGCUCCAAUCUGCUUGUGAGACAAGCUUUUAUGCUUGACAGACGAGACAUUGGAAAUGGCUGUUUUUUGUGGAGCUUUUUUGCAACAAAAUAUUGAGACUUUUAAAGCAGAUUUAAAUUUUAGCACCGCUUUGCAUAACAAAUGUGAAAUUGUUGUUUAAAAAUGCUUAAAACUUCAUCUUAUUUUUUUUAAUUGUCAUUUCAUUUAAACUAAUUGGUGUUGUAUUUCCUUUGCAUCUUUUGUGGUUUAAUGGAAAGAUAGCUAUGUAAUGUCAUGUAUGAAGUCAUAUAUGAAUUAUUUUUAAAAAAGGGAAUAGGCAAACUGUGAAUUGAAUAAGGCAUAAAUGCUAUAAAGUAUAUAGAAAAUGUGUAUAAAAAUGUAUAUAUAUAAAGUGCUACAGCAAACCUAAAUUUAAGCCAAACAGAUUGUAACAUGGGAGGAUGAUAAAAGUGGUGUCAUUAUUGUCAUAAGGCGGACAGUAGGCUACAUAAAACCCUCUCUAUAUAUAGUAUGUAUAUAUCAAUCAGUUCUCAGUUAAACUGAUCUGUCCUACUUUUCCUUUGACACUGAUGACUCUUCCUCUCUCCUCCGAGUUGCUUUUCAGGAAGUCAGGUUUUAUGCUUCACUUAUCAGGAUGAAUGCUGGAAGUUUAAUCAUUACAUAGUCCAUGUGCUCUCAUUUGUGAAACACAGUGUCAUGUAACUACUCUUAGCCUAGAAGAAGAUGGAUUUUAUUGGGCACUAAAUAUUUUAUGCUCACCCUCAGGUAACAGCUCUCUCAGGCUGUAGAGUGUUCAAAGUGUCUGACAACUAUUUUCAUUGUGCUUUGCUGACUGCAAAUGCAGCUAAAUAACUAACGAUACUGUAAUGUCUAAUGACCACAUCCAAAAUAUGGAGCAUCUCUUAAGGAGGAUUUUUUUUUAAUUUUUGAUUUCUGAAACAUAAUAACCUAAUGUUUUUGUUUCUUUAUAUCUACUUGAUAUGCAAUAUGGAAGUCUAUAAAUGCAGUUAAUUUAGCAGCAUUUAAUUCUCAAAUUAAAUUGUACAGUGUAUUUUGUCAUCAUGUGUUUUGUUAAUGUGAAUAUUAUUUAACUGCAGUGAUAUCUCAACGUGCCAUGUGUUACUACCACAUAAUGUAUUUGAUAUGUUGCUAUGCUAUACAUUUCUUAUUGUUGUUGAUUAUUAUUUAAUGUUAUUGGUGAGUUAACCCUUUAAGGACAGAGUGUACUACAAAUGCCACAGAAUUUCAUCUCCUGUUAACAUGUUAACAUCAUUUUUUUUAAAAAUGUUCCAUGCUGCACAAAAAACCCCACUUUUUCCACAGUUGUAGAUCAAAGUACACAAACUAUAUCAUGUAUCUUGUUAUCUUGAGAUGAAACUGAUAUUGAUCUUCUCAUCAAACUCUGGGAAAGGCAGCAAGCAUAUUUCUUUGAGUGACAUCUCACAAAGUAAAUUCAGUAAAGAAAAUUAUUGGUAACAUGGUCUAGCUAUACCUGGGUUACAAAUUUAAAAAUUAUACCAUUAUGACAUGUUUUUUGUUUGUUUAUUUUGUCGUGAAAUUGGUGAAUUUGAUUGUGGUGCAGUGAAGCCAAUGAGCUCAUAUUUUUUCUUUAAAUCUUUACACAUUUUUGACACAAAAAAGGAUUCUGAAUCCCUUCCUUUAAUUUUAACAUGAAAAUGAAUGUUUAUUUUAUUGCAUCAAAUUAUGUUCACUUUUAAGUUCCUGUGGUUCCUGUGUUAGCAUUUUUAAAAAUAUGUUUAUAUGCAUUUUGAUUGUUUUUGAAGCUGCAAUGGAUAAAUAUUGCGUCCUUGUGAAGUAAGGAUCAGGCGACGUCCACUAAUGGUGCAAUGUUCCAAUUUUUCAAUUUGUUUUAAUGCUGUCUCACCUGGUAGGGAGUUGCAUGCUGACUGUUUGCUUUGACAUGUGGCUUACAUGUUGACCUCAGUGGAUUUUGUUUGUGCCUUUUGACAUAGUUUCAUCAUAACAACAUUACCUAUUUAUAGCAGUUCUCACUCAGCAUCUUGGCCAGGCUAACCUCUAAGGUUAUUCCUGUCUCAGAGGGUCAUGCUCUAUGACAAGACUGAGAGGCUGUAUCUUGGACUGAAUGUUUCUUUGCUUUUGGCUCUUUUGACCCUGUGUGUGCUGCUUCCCUCGAGUUAUUAUAACUGAAGAAUAGCACCAUUUGCAUGUGACUAAAGGGCAGCAUUCAUUUCAGCAAGUAUGUAUAUUUUGUAUGUCGUUUUGUAUGAAUGUAUUAAAAGAAAUCUGGUUUGA
This is a messenger RNA of Thunnus maccoyii (southern bluefin tuna), 4545 nucleotides long. It is a transcript of the gene myorg, whose product is annotated as myogenesis regulating glycosidase (putative). Gene Ontology annotation, biological process: carbohydrate metabolic process; skeletal muscle fiber development. The transcript has 3 exons. Bases 192 to 2246 code for a protein of 684 amino acids. Gene Ontology annotation, molecular function: hydrolase activity, hydrolyzing O-glycosyl compounds. Lineage: Eukaryota; Metazoa; Chordata; Actinopteri; Scombriformes; Scombridae. The record is from RefSeq and is a predicted model, not a curated record.